AUGCAAUCGACCAGCCCAGAAGAAUCGGCCUUUGAACCGCCUCCCCAGACCUUUUCCACUCUAGGGGACAGGCAAUAUUCACCCAAGGAAGUGACCAUGCCUGCUCAAUCUAGCAUUGCGGCCUCAGACUGGGGGCAUUCUUACCCGUCAAUCUUCCAACUCAACUCGGAAAUCCCCGCCUUUUUCAUGCAUUAUCGCUGGUGGGAAGACGAGGCGGCAACUGUGUUCUGGGCAUUCGAUAUCCAAGAAAUCAGCCGUGUGAUCCAGUUCGGGCUCUUUCGCGAUGAGAAUUUCCCGAGGACUUCGCUUUGCGCUCGAAAUGUGGACACAAUUGACACCUUUUUGAUGGCGUUGUCUGAGCCCCAUGAGUACCAGCUCCUUGGGAAUCUCUCUCAUACGCAGAGGGUGGAGGAGAUCCUGCGCCGGUCGAGUAUAUCUCCUUUCCAGGCGAUUCCUUGGAGUUGGUUCCCACCGCAGUCAAGCCCUACUCUAGAUGCGCGGGCAAUCGCUGCCGCAAUUGAGGCCGAGAGCCAUUUCCACUUCAGGCAGGUUGCCUUUGAAGAGCUUAUACGUGCUGCCCUUGGAUACAAUGCUAUCUUCGUUGAGUGGUUCCUGCAACAGCAUGCGGCGCUUUAUAUUAUUCUCCGGGAUUAUCUGAGCGCCUGUCCGGAUGACAUUCCUUUAUACACAGAAGUGGAAAAGCAUCUUCGGUCGCGGAGUCCAUUCGCACACCGAGCGCUGGUCCAGUGCCUUCUGGCUGUGCGACCUGGCGGAAAUUGUGACGUGCCUAAACCCAGCACCGCUGGGUUUGAAUUCAUCGCAGGCCCUAUUCAGGCCUUAUUCAAGGACCAGCCAGGAAGGCUUAAUGCCAUGCUCAAGAUGUUAAGUGUUUUGACAAUCCGAUUUCGCCGACAGUAUGUCCAUGCUGCUACCAUGGAUUGGAAGACUCCAUUUGAUACCUCUAUUCCUUUCCUGGACGAUUAUCUCGAGUCGACAUCUCCAACGAGCUUGGCCCGCAGCAUGAGAGGCCUGGACGAGCACCAUUUUGCCGAGUUGACCCAGCAAAGCUUAAUAGCAGAGGAUGCUGUCGUGGGGCAAUUGAAGGUACAGUGGCGCGAACUAAGUGUUUCUGUCUGGGAAUGCUGCGCUGCACUUCCAGACCUGAUUCCGUAUCUACAAGAAUGUGCACAGGUGAGCAGUCUUUAUUUCUCCCAAAGUCGCCGAGAUCCCAAAAUCAGCCCUCUAACCGUACAACCAUCUGGACAGUCGCUCUUAACAACACGUAAUUAUCAUUCUUUCACGGCUGUCAUCAAAGGCCUGCACACCUACAGCAUCUUGAAAACGCGCCCCGCCCAAGGGAACACGAUUACACCCGAGGCCCUGUUUCCACAAGAAAUGCUUUCCCUCGUGGACCCAUCUCAGAACUUUGCCGCCUAUCGCCAGCACUACCAACAAUUCCCUGGCAUUCCUUUCCUGAUCCCCCACAUCCGCGAUCACAAAGAAAACGGCGAAUCCGUCCUCCAGCCAGUUAUCCAGUGUCUGCAAAGCACCCAAUAG
Molecule: messenger RNA, 1557 nt
Organism: Penicillium egyptiacum
Lineage: Eukaryota; Fungi; Ascomycota; Eurotiomycetes; Eurotiales; Aspergillaceae
Source: the annotation of a GenBank genome assembly